Sardina pilchardus (European sardine) is the source of this 2712-nucleotide messenger RNA. RefSeq names its product transmembrane protein 251 (gene lyset). Lineage: Eukaryota; Metazoa; Chordata; Actinopteri; Clupeiformes; Clupeidae. The transcript is spliced from 2 exons. The record is from RefSeq and is a predicted model, not a curated record. Bases 150 to 593 code for a protein of 147 amino acids.
UUAGUCAUAUGACAGCAGUGUGAGAACCAAGAGAAUGGUUUUCCGUGAUCUGAAAUUGGACACAUGUGGAAGAAAGGAAUGAAUUUGCUGUGCAAAUAAGAAACGGUAGGACUUCUUUGCUCUACAUGUGAAAGAGAAGAGUAUGGAGAAUGAUGAAUUUCCGUCAGCGGAUGGGCUGGAUCGGAGUGGGACUUUACCUGCUAGCCAGUGUGGCUGCUGUGUAUUAUGUGUUUGAGAUCAACCAGACAUAUAAUCGGCUCACACUGGCUCUUGUGGAGAAGGCACCAGUGGUUCAAACCCCUCUGCCAGGGGACCAUGCUGGUGUGGCUACCACAGGGUCCUCCUCCUCCUCGGUCCCAUGGCUCCAGAGUUUGAAGACCCGUCUGCUGCUCCUGCCGUUCUGGGUGUGGGCCGUCCUCUUCCUGCUCCCCUACCUCCAGGUGUUCCUCUUCCUGUACUCUUGCACCCGUGCCGACCCCAAGACCGUGGGCUAUUGCAUUCUGCCCAUAUGCAUUGCGGUGCUGUGCAAUCGUCACCAAACUUUCACCAAGGCAUCCAAUCAGAUCAGCAGGCUGCAGCUGAUUGACACCUGAGAGACCAUGGAGACCGAUGAGACGUUGGGGGGAUGGGGGGAAUCAUGACACUGAAGCGCUGAUGGUAGUGACAUUGGACAGGUAGAUGUGUAGCCAGUGUGUUUAUCAGCAAGCUUCUGUGCAACAAUGCAAAUUUUGUAGGGGUUCAGUGUAACACUCCUUAUGCACUGGUUCAGUGUUUUGGGGAGACAUUUUCUGUGGAGUUUUUUUUUUUUUUUAAUGUUGGUGUCAGGAUCUCUAAACACUGUCUAGUGAUUUCACUCUUUUGUAUAUGUUUCUGAUUCAUAUUCCGAAGAAAGACUGCACCAAACUGGAUAGUGUAUUAUUCUUCGUCUGGUGCAGAUAUUGAGUCAGUGUAACAAAGCUAUGGGGCUGUUGUUCACUUUAGAACUCUUCACUGUUUUUUCAGAGGUCUUUUUUUAUAUAUAUAUAUAUAUAAAUAUAUAAAAUGUGUCUUUAUGAAAAGUUUGGCAUACAGGUUAAUCUGGUACAUCUGAUUUAAGGUACAAAAUUACAUAUUUAUAUGAUUAAUAAUAGCAACAAAACAACUUUUUAGUGAAGUUAUGUUUUGCUGGUGUAUUUUUCAAGUUCUUUGUGUGAUGCUGAUAGUGUUGUUCCACACGUAACUGAAUGUUUUUAUUACAUCUCCCUCCCCAGCUGGCUUGGUCAACAGCACAAGCAUAUCUUCAGUGGUGAAAGCCAGAUUGGAACUUAAAAGCAUUCAGUUCCUAGUGAAUGUUCAGUAUUAAGUGUUGACUUAUUCUUUAGGAGUGGUCCUAUCGUAGUGAACACUGUGAUAAUCAUCGGCCUUUUCUUUCCAGAUUCAAUGCCAGAGUUAGUAUCAGUUGCUUUCAGAAAUUCAUUUUUACUGGAUGUUUUCAGCACAUUGCAUUACAUACCAUGUGUGCCAUUUUAACAAGAUUAUAAAUUAUUGACUAUAUUUAAGAGGUUUUUCUAUUUUAUUUGAAUUUGUGUAGUAUAGGAAUCAGGAUUACCAGAGUCCAUAGUUGUUUAUGGUUAAUCAAAGUUGGGACAUAUGAAGAUCAAUAACUGCCCAUUUAUAUUUUCCCAAUUGGUUUUAAAAUAUGUUGCUUUCUUAACUGGAUCUUUCAAAGAAUGUUCUGGGUGAUUGUAUCAUUUCACCUGAGAUGUGUAUAGAAAAGCCAACCAAUAGGAAAGAAUACUCAUGUUAACAACUUAUGUGAGGAGCGAUCCAUGAGUUUAUACAUGGAUGUCCUAUGAAUGCAAGCCAAAGGGAGUGUUCUAAGGAGGAACUGUUUGGAAAUGGUCAUGUCUAGCACUUAAACCAGUUAGCACUUCUAAGUUUAAACAGCAUCUUCAUCUGGGGAACAGAGAACACAACUUUUUUACACCCUUUUUAAAAAAAAAAAAAAUUAUAAUGGUGUUAUGAAAAUAGUAAUUUGGGGUGCAUCAUCUGUCACAUCCUUUAGCGCUGGGUGUUCGGAAUGAGACGUUGCCACCUUAAGCAUGUUCAUCUGCUCUGAUUUCUAAGCUUCUGCUCAUGAGCACACAUUGUGAUGAGACACAGAAUAGACACACACACAUGUAUCCAAAUCCUACAGAAUGAGUGUUAUAAAAAGAAAAGGAACAUUAGCCCUUUGUGACAGUUCUUUUAUAGUCAGCCACCUCCCUGCUGUUGCUCAAAAUGGCCUUGUAGGAGUGCCGCUAGAAGCUUCAUGGCAGUCGUCAGCUGACUGACCGUGUAGCCGUUGCUCUGUGGGUGACUUCGGGAGAUGGGUUAAUAGAUAUUACCAUGUCAGUUGUGACCACAGAAUGCAGCUGCACAGUGUCACAGUUGUUGAAGCCAAAUACCAUUUCCCUCUUAGUAUUGGGAAAUAGGAAAUGUAAGUCUUGCCCACAAAGGCACUGCCUCUCAGCAGUGAGAUAACAUUUUUGUCUUGCGUUGUCUUUCUUGGGAUGAUCUCAUUUCUAACUAAAUGAUUUAAAGGAAAAUAUUUUUUUUUCUUCUAAAAGAAUGGCGUUGUCUCUUAAGGGCUUUUGUGUGUACAUUUGUAGUGUGUGUACAUUUAUGUUGGGACAUUUUAACUGCCUUUCUAAUCAAAAUGCACUGUGAUUAAAGUCUGGAUUUGGAAAAAUA